AUGCAACAACACGUGCGACAAGGCGCACAGAAAAACAUUCGACAUAAACGGUCCCGCACUGGUUGCCUCACAUGUCGGUCCCGGGGCUACAAGUGCGAUGAAGCCAGACCGACAUGCAAUGAGUGCCGUCGGCUGGGGCUUUCCUGCGAAGGAUACGGUUUGCGUCUCCUCUGGAAGGAGGACGCAGCUAAGAGAGGCAUAGCCCAUGGACGGACCAGCCUUCGGACGAAAGGCAAGAGGAAGCACUCUAGCCCUGCUCCUGAAUCCCACCAAGCAUACUCAAAUUGCAUCCCAGCAAGCGAGGCCGCAGCUGGGAGCUCCCUCGCUGACUCCAAAGCAAUCCCCCAAGCCCCACGGAGCCUACCCGGUGUCAGCGACCAAGAGGCCAGUCUGCUUGACCACUGGAUUAAGUAUACAAGCGGCACGCUGUCCAUCUCUUGGGGCUGUCGUGAACGGUUACUCUCGUCGAUUAUACCCUUGGCGCUGGAUAGAACCCCGCUGUGGAUGAGCAUCAUGGCCGUUGCCUCAUCGCAUCGGGACAUGUGGAUGCCACAGAAGGAUAUCACUACUUUGAAAUGGCAUUGUAAAGCUAUUGGCUCUGUGAAAAGGGCCAUUUUAGACCCCGCUUUGUGUUAUGCCGACUGUACGCUAGCUGCCAUCCUCAUGCUACAUAUCUAUGAGGUUGACGUUCACUACUGCCCCGACUACCAGGCGUGCAUCAGCCAUAUGAAAGGUGCAGCUAGCAUCAUCAAAGCCCGUGGUAAAGCUGCCACGUACCACACGACUGUAUCAUCUGGCAUUUUAAUUAGCUUAUUCUGCCAUUACGAUAUUCUAGCCACUCCGUCGACCCAAGAUGAUCCCCUACUAUCUGAUAAUUGGGUACAGGUUGACACUCAAACUCAAAUGGACAGCUUCCUUGGCUUCCACGGGCCGAUGCUACGCAUCAUGGCCCAGAUAUCUCAUUUGGCUGUAGUGAAAAGAAAAUACCAAGCCGCCCCUUCUCCACCAGCUUCGUGGGAGGCUGGUCUAAAACGACAAGCCUCAAUGAUUGAGUCAAGCAUUCUCAACUUCCAGCUUCCAACCUCAUGUCAUAUUGAUUCCUCAAGCAACCAAGCGGCAAGCGACCUCGUUGCAACAGCAAACGCAUACCGCUAUGCUGUUCUGAUAUAUCUUUACAAAAGCAGCAUACGACCUCAGCGCACCCCAUCCGCAUGUCGUGUACUUUGUCAAACUUUGUCUAGAUUAUUAUGGCCGCUAUGGGCGGCUGGUUGCGAAGCAGUCCAGCCGCCCGAUCGACGCUUGGUGCUUCAGCGCUUGGAGAACAGGGCUCGAAAAUCACGCAAUAUGGAUCAAAUCGUGAGCAUGAUGCAGGUAGUCUGGAGGCAGAAAGAGUUUAGGAUUGCUCGCAACGAGAAGAGAAUUGGAUGCAUGGAGAUUUUGCAAGAUACUGGCAAUCUCGGAAUUGUGUUGUAA
Molecule: messenger RNA, 1473 nt
Organism: Talaromyces atroroseus
Lineage: Eukaryota; Fungi; Ascomycota; Eurotiomycetes; Eurotiales; Trichocomaceae
Exons: 4
Coding region: 1-1473 (490 amino acids)
Biological process (GO): positive regulation of transcription by RNA polymerase II
Cellular component (GO): nucleus
Molecular function (GO): DNA-binding transcription factor activity, RNA polymerase II-specific; zinc ion binding; transcription cis-regulatory region binding
Source: RefSeq, a predicted model, not a curated record